Molecule: messenger RNA, 2591 nt
Organism: Bradysia coprophila
Lineage: Eukaryota; Metazoa; Arthropoda; Insecta; Diptera; Sciaridae
Source: RefSeq, a predicted model, not a curated record
UCAUAACCAUUUAGUAUAGAAUCGAAUCGAUCAGCAAGAACAAUUGCAAAUCUAAAUAAGUGCUCAAUUCUUAAUUGAAAUGGCAAAGUUUGUGGUCCUUUUAUUGGCGAUCGUAGCAAAUUGUAUAAGUCACACUACUUCAUUCGGUGUUCUUGGAGUUGGAAAAAAAAUUACUGGUGGAUUUGGUGUUGGUUUUGGAGCAGGGCAUGAACGUAGAAGUGACGGUCAUGGAGAAGUCGGUGUUCAUGUAGAAAAGAAUGUAUUUGGACUCAAUGAACAAGCAGGAGUUGGAGUUGGAAGUGAUGGGCAGGUCAAUGCAGGGUUUGGCAUUGGGUUUGGAGGAAGACAUGAUGGUAGAGGACAACUGGAUAGCGACAGUCACAGUGCAGUAGGUGUUGAUGUAGAAAAGGAGAUGAAUAGUGGAUAUCAGGGGCAAGGAGACGUUGGAGCUAAAGGUGUUGCACAAAUAGAUAAUCAAAGUCAAAGUUCAGUCGGUACUGUUCUUGGGGCUGGAAAAAGAAUUACUGGUGGAUUUGGUGCUGGUGUUGCCCACGAGCGUAGAAGCGACGGUCAUGGAGAAGUCGGUAUUCAUGCUGAAAAGAAUGUAGGGCUCAAUGAACAAGCAGGAGUAGGUGUUGGAAGUGAUGGACACGUCAAUUUAGGUUUUGGCGUUGGGUUUGGAGGAGGACACGAUGUUAAUGGACAACUCGAUAGCAACAGGCACAGUUCAGUAGGUGUUGAUGUAGAAAAGAAGAUUACCACUGGACUUCAGGGACAGCUCGAUAGUGACAGUCAUAGUUCAGUAGGUGGUGACGUAGAAAAGAAGAUUGACAGUGGACUUCAGGUGCAAGGUGGAGCUGAAGGUGAUGCACAAAUAAACAAUGACAGUCAAGGUACAGUCGGUACUGUUUUUGGGGCUGGAAAAAAAAUUACUAGCGGAUUUGGUGCUGGUGUUGGUAUAGCCCACGAGCGUAGAGGCGACGGCCAUGGAGAAGUCGGUAUUCAUGCUGAAAAGAAUGUACUUGGGCUCAAUGAACAAGCAGGAGUUGGAGUUGGAAGUGAUGGACAGGUCAAUGCAGAUUUUGGUGUUGGGUUUGGAGGAGGACACGAUGUUAAUGGACAAAUCGAUAGCGACAGGCACAAUUCAGUAGGUGUUGACGUAGAAAAGAAGAUUACCACUGGACUUCAGGGACAACUCGGUAGUGACAGUCAUAGUUCAGUAGGUGGUGACGUAGAAAAGAAGAUUACCACUGGACUUCAGGGACAACUCGGUAGUGACAGUCAUAGUUCAGUAGGUGGUGACGUAGAAAAGAAGAUUAACAGUGGACUUCAGGUGCAAGGUGGAGCUGAAGGUGAUGCACAAAUAGACAAUCACAGUCAAGGUUUAGUCGGUGCUGUUUUCGGAUUCGGAAAAAAAAUUAAUAGCGGAUUUGGUGCUGGUGUUGGUGUAGCCCACGAGCGUAGAAUCGACGGACAUGGGGAAGUCGGUAUUCAUGCUGAAAAGAAUGUAGGGCUCAAUGAACAAGCAGGAGUUGGUGUUGGAAGUGGUGGACAGGUUGGAGGAGGACACGAUAUUAAUGGACAACUCGAUACUGACAGUCAUAGUUCAAUAGGUGGUGACGUAGAAAAGAAGAUUAACAGUGAAAUUCAGGGACAAGGAGACGUCGGAAUUGAAGGUGAUGCACAAACAGACAAUCGCAGUCAUGGCUCAGUCGGUACUGUUUUCGGAUUCGGAAAAAGAAUUUCUGGCGGAUUUGGUGUUGGAGCUGGAGCAGGGCACGAACGUAGAAGCGACGGUCAUGGAGAAGUAGGUCUUCAUGUCGAGAAGAAUGUAUUUGGACUUAAUGAAAAUGCAGGAGUUGGAAUUGGAAGUGAUGGAAAAGUCAAUGUAGGAUUUGGUAUUGGGUUUGGAGGAGGUGCUAGUGGUGGAGCUAGAAGCAGUCACAGUUCAGGCGGACUUUACCGUAUCGGCUAAAAAGUCGAUUUUGACAAUUCUUCGAAACUUUACCUUUUACGAAUCACCAAACUCUAUUUUAAUCAAAUAAUUACUUUACAAGGCUUCGAUUUUCUUUUAAAAAUAAAUUUAAAAAAUUGAAAAACUAAAUCUACUUUAAAAACGCCAGCUUUACCUAAAUGUUUAUCGACUAAAUAUUAAGGUUAGAUUUCGACCCACAGUGAAUUUUAUGUAUAAAAAAGUCAUUGCAUUUCGGAGGCCGUAUAUUGUGUUAUAAGUGUUGUAAUGUUGAUUUUCUCAUCACUAGACCUAAGUUUGGGUCGUGUGCUGAAAAAAUCUCAUGUCCACAAGUGUAACACGUCAUGGUUUGUGCCAACCGAGAAUUGAAAUAGACAAAAGCACACAAACAACUAUUUUCUCCUAGAAUAUUAUUUUGAGUCGAACUUAUGAAAAAGCCAUGAUCUAAUUUUAUUAAUUGAUUUUACCGUCAACUACUAUCUACUAUUAAAUAAACGUUUUUCUAUUCAUAAUCUCUAGUUGACUUUUAAAAAAUUACUUUUAUGUCGCAACUGUUCUCAUUGAUUAGUAUAUUUACUAUGAAUUUACAAGGAAAUCGAAAUUAAAGCUUAUCACAUUA